AUGGCUGCCCUCUCCUCUUCCUUCCUCUCGUCUCCUCUCGCCGGUCGACCCCCUGCUCUCUCCCUCCGUCGUUCGUCCGAUCGCGCCUUCAACUCUCCUUCCGCCACUCCCCCCAUCCGCGCUGCUGCUCCCUCAGAACGCACCGCCACCAGCGCCACCAGUAGCAGCGCCGUCGAGGCUCCGCUGUCGGCGGUAUCUUCCCCGCAGCAGCGUCCGCGCGGGGUCUCCGCGCCGGAUGCCUCUCCGCGCAAGCCCGCGUGGCUGCGCCAACGCGCGCCGCAGGGGAAGCGGUACGAGCAGGUGCAGGAGUCGCUGCAAGGGCUGCGACUGAAUACCGUGUGCGAAGAGGCCAAGUGCCCUAACAUCGGGGAGUGUUGGAACGGCGGGCAUGGCGACGGCGGCUUGGGCACGGCGACGAUCAUGCUGCUGGGCGACACCUGCACCAGGGGCUGCCGCUUCUGCGCCGUGGCGACGAGUCCCACCCCUGCACCGCCCGAUGAGAACGAGCCUGAGAACACUGCGAGGGCCAUUGCGUCAUGGGGGGUGGGGUACAUAGUGCUCACGAGUGUGGAUCGGGACGACCUGCCUGAUGGCGGAGCCAACCACUUUGUGCGCACGGUCAAGGAGCUCAAGGCACUGCGUCCGGACAUUCUCGUAGAGUGUCUCGUGUCAGACUUCCGUGGGGACAAGGCGGCAGUGGCAGCGCUCGCCACAUCGGGCCUGGAUGUCUUUGCAAACAACGUGGAGACCGUCAAGAGACUGCAGCGCUCCGUCAGAGACCCACGCGCCGGUUAUGAGCAGUCGUUGACUGUGCUACAACAUGCGAGGGAGGUGGCUCCCGGCGUGGUAACCAAGUCGUCCAUAAUGCUGGGGCUGGGAGAGACAGACGAGGAGGUGGCGCAGACAAUGAGGGAUCUGAGGGAUGCAGGGGUGGAGAUUGUGACUCUCGGGCAGUACCUGCAGCCCACGCCGAUUCACCUGCCCGUGAAGGAGUUUGUCACACCGGCCAAGUUUGAUGAAUGGAGGCAGUACGGGGAGUCCAUUGGUUUCCGAUAUGUUGCCAGCGGACCUCUGGUCCGCUCUUCGUAUCGAGCUGGGGAGUUUUUUGUGGAGUCAAUGCUUCGAAAGAGGCAGCAGGAGGCUGCAGCUACGCACUAA
Closterium sp. Naga37s-1 is the source of this 1158-nucleotide messenger RNA. The record is from the annotation of a GenBank genome assembly. NCBI's taxonomy places the organism in Eukaryota, Viridiplantae, Streptophyta, Zygnematophyceae, Desmidiales, Closteriaceae.